This is a messenger RNA of Hansenula anomala, 3393 nucleotides long. RefSeq lists its product as uncharacterized. The record is from RefSeq and is a predicted model, not a curated record. Bases 1 to 3393 code for a protein of 1130 amino acids. Lineage: Eukaryota; Fungi; Ascomycota; Saccharomycetes; Phaffomycetales; Wickerhamomycetaceae. Gene Ontology annotation, cellular component: nucleus. The transcript has a single exon. Gene Ontology annotation, biological process: protein ubiquitination; SCF complex assembly.
AUGUCGACUGAUUUCAAAAGCGCUGAUCAGAAGCUGAAACAAAUCUUGGACAAGUCCAAGGAUGUUGAUCCUGAUUUAAGAUUCAUGGCGUUAAACGAUUUGAAUAAACUGUUGGUUGAACACAAUCUUAUCAUUAAUAAGGUCAAUUCUUAUUCAAGUAAAAUAAUCAAAAUAUUAUUGGAUAGUUUGAAUGAUCCAAAUUCAGACGUUCAAAAUCAAUCGUUAAAAUGCUUCAAGCCUUUAGUGUCAAGUUUAGACGAUCAAGAAAUUUUGGAAAUUUUGAGAGAUUUAAAUGCUGGUCAAACAACAAGUGCUUCAAUUACAACGUCAAUCCAAACAAUGGCAAUUAAUGAGAUUUUGAAAAAUUUAAAUUUGAAACAUAGCUCUACUGGAUCUUUAAUAGUUGUGGAAUUAUUACCAAGCUUGAUCUCGAAUGAAUCUGGAUUAAUCACUUCGUUGGAUUCAAUUGAAAUUUUAACAGACUUGAUCAAUAAUUUGGGUAGUACAAUCCCAAGUAAUGAGCUGUCUAAAAUUUACACAGCUUUGGUAAAGACAAUCUUUGGUGAAGUUAAUAUUAUUAGUAAGAAAUCGGUUGUCGCAUUAGGCUACUUGGUUAAUUCAUUAUCGGUUGAAGAAUUCGAAAAUGUUAUAGUUUUGAUUCAGAAUUCACAUGGUGAUAGUUAUGAAGAUAUCAAUCUGACCUUGCUAACUUUCAAUUCUUUAGCUAAAGCAAAUCAUGACCUUUUCAUUCCAUAUCUACAGCAAGUCUUGGAUUUUAGUUUCCACCAUUUAUACUUGAACAAUGAAGAUUUAGAUGAUGACCAAAUCAAAAUUGAUGAAGUUAGAUAUGAAGCUUUACAAUUGAUUGCUAGUUUGGUUUCAAUUGGUGAAUCUUUCAAACCAUUCAUUAGCACGAUUUUGACAAUUGUUCAAAAAUUCUUAACUUAUGACCCAUAUACAAACAAUUAUGAAGAAGAAGAAAUGGAUAAUGACUUAUCUGAUGAGGAAGAAUUUUCAGAUGAUGAAGAUUUUGAUGAUAUGGAGGAAGAAAGUGAUGAUAAUACCUGGAAAUUACGUAAACAAGCUGCAAAAUUAUGUUCAUUAUUAGUUGUUCAAUUUCCAACUAUACUGUUUCAAAUUUAUUCAGAAGGUAUUUUUGAAACGUUAAUCAAUUCAGUUUCUGAUUCUUCUGAAACUGUUUCAUUUGAAAAAAUCCAUGCUAUGGAUUCUAUUAUUGAAGUCACUAUAAAACAACAUGGCAAAAGAUCAAAUCGUAAAAGAAGAGGUUCUGAUGUUAGUAUGUCAGAUAUUGAUGAUUCAUUAACUCAAAUGAAUAAAUUGAGAGGUAAAAUUGUAUCAAGAUUCAUUAAAGAACUUUCAAAUGUUAAACAUAACAAUUUGAGCAAAUUCAAUACUUUAUUACAAUUUUUCCAAAGAUUCAAUAGAUUAGAUGAAGAUUUAAAACCAUUAUUAAUUGCUAUAAGAGAACACAAUUUUGGUUUGAAUUUAGAUUUGUUAAAAUUUUAUUCAUCUCUGCUUAAAAAUAAUGAUUUGGAAUAUUUUGGUGGUGAAUUAAAUUAUAUUAUUGAAACUAUUAAUAGUGGAUUAACAAGUAAAAACCAUAUUAGUAUUUUAAACUCCAUUGAAGCAUCUAUUGAUUUGUUGAAUUUGGCAUAUAAUGAAACUUUAACCAAUUCAAUUAUUGAAAUUGCAAAUACUAAUAAAAAUGAUUCUGAAAUUAGAAAUACUGCAAUUCAAAGUCUUGGUGAAUUGAGAAAAUUACCACCAAAGAAAAUUAAUGAUUUACAUGAAUUAUUUGUUGAUACUUUAAAAUAUGAACCAAUUGUUGUUAGUACUAUAAAAUCAAUUACUGGAUUAGUUGAAUUUUAUAAUGAUACAAUUGAAAAUGAAGUUAUUAAUAAGAUUGUCAAGAUUUAUGAGAAAUUAGUUUUGGAUUUUAAUUAUAGUAUCAAUGUUAUUGAAUCAUUAGGAGUUAUUGUUCGUUAUUUUGAAAUUGAUUCUUCAAUUGGAGAUUUAUUAUUAAAAUUAUUUGAAGAAGAUAAAUAUCAAUCACAAAUCCUAAGAGUUGUAUCAAAUCUGAAAUUUGACAAAUCAAAAUUGAAAUCAAUUUUCUUGAAGGCUUCCACAAUUGAUGAGAUUGAUGAUGGUGCAAUAAUUGAAUUGGGUAAAAGAAUUGGAUCUGAAUUGAUUCCAAACUUGGAAUCUGAUACUUCAAACAUAAGAAAUAUCAAAGUAUUGGCAGAAAUUGUUAUUAAUGAAAAUUUGAUUGAUUAUGUUCGUGCAAGAGAACAAGAUUUGGUACAAAAUAAUAAUGAUUUGAUCUUUAAUAUCAGACUUUUAGGUUAUGUUGGGGAAAAAAUUACCUUGGCUAUUUCUAUUGAUCAAUUAUUAAGCCAUUUUGCUGAUGAUGAAACUAAAGUUUAUGCAGCUGAAGCUUUAGGAAGAAUGAUUUCCAAAAAUAGUAAAGAAUAUUUGGCUGGAUUUUUACAAAAAAUUCAAAAUGAUGAAUAUCGUUAUUUGUUAUUGAUUUCCAUCAAACAAGUUUUAAAGAUUAACAAUGGUUUAGUUUAUAAUGAUUUUAAUGAUAUUUGGAACACUAUAAUUUCAAUUUUAGAGAGAGAGGAAGAUAUUGAUGAUGAUUUAGCUAAAAUAUCUGCACAAAACUUGGGAUUAAUACUUGUUAAAAAUAAUGAUACAAAUUAUUUCUAUAAUAAGGCUUCAGAGUUAAUUGAUUCAAAUUCAAACUCAAUUGUUUAUACAAUUAUUGCAUCAAUGAAAUUUAUAUUGGCAUAUGAUAAUCUUAUUUCAAUUGAGUUAAUUGAGUCCAUAUUAUUACAAGUUUUCAAUAAGAUUUCAGAUGAAAAUUUAAAGAUUAAGCAAAUUUCAGUGAUUACAUUGAUUACAGUUUUAAAUAAUCAAUUCAAUUUAUUGAUUCCAUAUUUACCAACAGUUUUACCAAUUGUUUAUGAAGAAUUGGCAAUGAGAAAACAAUAUCAAGAAACUAUUCAAAUUGGACCAUUUAAACAUAAAGUUGAUAAGGCAUUAGAAGUUCGUAAGAAUUCAUUUGAAAUCUUGUACAAGUUGAGUUUAAAUCAUCAUUUAUUGAAUAAUGUUGAUUAUAAUCAAGUUUUGUCUAUGGUUAUUAAACAUGGGUUAAGCAGUGAUAUUAUCAGUAUAAGUUCACUGAUUAUUAUAAAAUUAUUGGAAUUUGAUGAUGUUUUAUUAAGUGUUGAAGAUAAACAAUUUUUAAGUAAUGGUAUUGAUAAACUGUUGGGUAAUAUUAAGAAGAAAGAAGACCAACAAAAAGAUUCAAAAGAGGAGCAAGAAACAAAAUCGGUUUUGAUCAAUUUGAGAAAGUCUAUAUUUGAUUAA